UACCCUCUUCUGUUUCGUGUAGCUAUGGACGUUUUGCCUAUCCAAGCGUCCUCAGUCCCAUGCGAGCGUGUCUUCUCAUCGAGCAAGGCCACUGCUACUGACACCCGGAACAACCUGGAUCCAAUCACUAUGGAGAAACUUCAAAUUCUCAAGUUCUCAUUGCGGAAUCAG
Messenger RNA from Coniophora puteana RWD-64-598 SS2, 171 nucleotides. RefSeq lists its product as uncharacterized. Lineage: Eukaryota; Fungi; Basidiomycota; Agaricomycetes; Boletales; Coniophoraceae. The annotation marks the transcript as partial. The transcript has a single exon. Gene Ontology annotation, molecular function: protein dimerization activity. The record is from RefSeq and is a predicted model, not a curated record.